AUGGCUCAACUCCUGAAUAGCAUACUCAGUGUGAUCGAGGUAUUCCACAAAUAUGCCAAAGGGAAUGCGGACUGUGCCUUACUAUGCAAGGAAGAGUUGAAACAACUGCUCUUGGCUGAGUUUGGAGACAUCCUCCGGAGACCAAAUGACCCAGAGACUGUGGAAACCAUCUUGAACCUCUUAGAUCGAGACCGAGAUGGACAUGUUGAUUUUCAUGAGUAUCUCUUGUUGGUGUUCCAGUUGGUCCAAGCCUGCUAUCAUAAGCUAGACAAUAAGUCAUAUGGAGGCAGGACCUCACAGCAAGAAAGGGGGCAGAAAGGAGCACAAGACCGUAAGUUCCCAGGAAACACAGGCAGACAACACAGACAGAGGCACGAGGAAGAAAGGCAGAACUCCCACCACAGUCAGCCUGAGAGACAAGACAGAGAUUCCCACCAUGGUCAGCCUGAGAGACAAGACAGAGAUUCCCAUCAUUCCCACCAUGGUCAGUCUGAGAAACAAGACAGAGAUUCCCACCGCAGUCAGCCUGAGAGACAAGACAGAGAUUCUCACCACAAUCAGUCUGAGAGACAAGACAAGGAUUUCAGCUUUGAUCAGUCGGAGAGACAAAGUCAAGACUCUAGCUCUGGUAAAAAAGUGAGUCACAAAUCUACCAGUGGCCAGGCUAAAUGGCGGGGACAUAUCUUUGCCUUAAAUCGGUGUGAAAAACCAGUUCAGGAUUCUCAUUAUGGUCAGUCUGAAAGACUUGCACAACAAUCUGAAACACUUGGACAAGCCUCUCGCUUUAACCAGACAAAUCAGCAGAAAUCAGGCUCUUAUUGUGGACAGUCUGAGAGGCUAGGUCAGGAAUUAGGCUGUGGUCAGACAGACAGACAAGGCCAGAGUUCCCACUAUGGUCAGACGGACAGACAAGGCCAGUGUUAUCAUUAUGAUCAGACAGACAGACCAGGCCAGGAUUCCCACUACAGUCAGCCAAACAGACAAGGCCAGAGUUCCCACUACAGUCAGCCAGACAGACAAGGCCAGAGUUCCCACUAUGGUCAGACAGACAGACAAGACCAGAGUUAUCAUUACGGUCAGACAGACAGACAAGGCCAGAGUUCCCACUAUGGUCAGACGGACAGACAAGGCCAGUGUUAUCAUUAUGAUCAGACAGACAGACCAGGCCAGGAUUCCCACUACAGUCAGCCAAACAGACAAGGUCAGAGUUCCCACUAUGGUCAGCCAGACAGACAAGGCCAGAGUUCCCACCACGCUCAGACAGACAGACAAGGCCAGAGCUAUCAUUAUGGUCAGACAGACAGACAAGGCCAGAGUUCCCACUAUAUUCAAUCACAGACUGGGGAAAUACAGGGGCAAAACAAGUACUUACAAGGGACUGAAGGAACAAGAAAAGCCUCUUAUGUUGAACAAUCAGGAAGAUCAGGGAGGCUAAGUCAACAGACUCCAGGACAGGAAGGGUACCAAAACCAGGGACAGGGAUUCCAGUCUAGGGACUCACAGCAGAACGGCCACCAGGUAUGGGAGCCUGAAGAGGAUAGCCAACACCACCAACACAAACUCUUAGCACAAAUCCAACAAGAAAAACCACUUUGUCACAAAGGGAGAGACUGGCAAUCACGCAGUAGUGAGCAGGGCCACAGACAGGCCCAGACCAGACAGAGUCAUGGUGAGGGGCUGAGCCGCUGGGCAGAGGAAGAGCAGGGCCAUCAAAGUUGGGAUACACACAGCCAUGAGGGUCAGGAAGGUCCAUGUGGGACACAGGACAGGCGAACCCAUGAAGAUGAGCAGAACCAUCAGAGACAAGACAGACAAACCCAUGAAGAUGAGCAGAGCCAUCAGAGACGAGACAGGCAAACCCAUGAAGACGAGCAGAACCGUCAGAGACGAGACAGGCAAACCCAUGAAGACGAGCAGAACCGUCAGAGACGAGACAGGCAAACCCAUGAAGAUGAGCAGAACCGUCAGAGACGAGACAGGCAAACCCAUGAAGAUGAGCAGAACCAUCAGAGACGAGACAGGCAAACCCAUGAAGAGGAUCAAAACCAUCAGCAACAACAUAAUAGACAAAACUAUGAGGAGAAAGAGAGGUAUCAAGGACCUCAGAAUCAAAAAUCCCAAGUGACCCAGAGAAGCUGUCCUAACAGAGAAAAAUUCCACAUGAAAGAGGAUGACCAGAGCCAAGGCUCACAGAAAAGACACACUGAACCAUCCUUCUAUCCAACCCAGAGCAGUGGGAGGCCCCAAAGCAGAGAACAGCGUGGUCACCCUACCAAGGGAGCUACUGCUCCCAACCCUCUCUAUGACUAUAUGCAAGAACAGAAAUCCUACCGGUACUAG
This is a messenger RNA of Symphalangus syndactylus (siamang), 2340 nucleotides long. RefSeq names its product repetin (gene RPTN). The record is from RefSeq and is a predicted model, not a curated record. Gene Ontology annotation, molecular function: transition metal ion binding; calcium ion binding. Gene Ontology annotation, cellular component: cornified envelope. NCBI's taxonomy places the organism in Eukaryota, Metazoa, Chordata, Mammalia, Primates, Hylobatidae.